This is a messenger RNA of Juglans microcarpa x Juglans regia, 2020 nucleotides long. RefSeq lists its product as uncharacterized. Gene Ontology annotation, biological process: regulation of flower development. Gene Ontology annotation, cellular component: nucleus. The transcript has 5 exons. The coding region runs from base 374 to 1645 and encodes 423 amino acids. Gene Ontology annotation, molecular function: protein binding. The record is from RefSeq and is a predicted model, not a curated record. NCBI's taxonomy places the organism in Eukaryota, Viridiplantae, Streptophyta, Magnoliopsida, Fagales, Juglandaceae.
UUCUUGCCACCCCAUAUCUUCUUCCAUUUUCCAACCUAGGCUCCAACGUCUUCUCUCUCUCUCUCUCAUCAAAACCAAAAAAAACCCAAAACUCAUGCCGAAAUCACUCUCUCUGACGCGCGUUGCUCUCUCUCUGCUUUUUUUGUCGUUCGGUUUUAUUUUUUUGUUUAGAAAGUAAUAUUUGUUUUAUUGUUUUGGAUAAGUCAUGAAUAUAUAAAUAUAUGUAUAGUCCGAGGCAUGGGGCGUGCGUGGGUGCGAUGUCGACGCUAUACAUUACAUGUUUUCCAUCGCUGUUUUAGGAGGUUGAGAGGAAAUUAACAUCCUCGAUCGGGGUUUCGCCGGCUGGCUUAAAGGUGGUACGUACGUGCGUACGAUGUUUCAGGACGUGGUUCAUCCAGUACCAGAGCAGCAGCUUCCCGGCCUCGAUGAGAUUUCGAGCCCCCUCAGUGCUCAAAUUUUUGAUUUUGCAGACCUAGAACUUUUCCAUGAUCAGACCAUACAGAAUUCUGAGGGUACUUCUAGCUCGAACUGCUGUUAUGAAGAGAACUCUUCCUAUGCCACUAAUCUUUCCUUACCAACAGAUGCAGACAAUAAGUUCAACAGCUACGAUGACAACAAUGGAAAUCCUAACACAACCUCCAACCCUGCCACCAACACCAUCACUAGUACCACCACAGCCACCAUCACUCUCAACAAUAGUAGCAAUCUGUCUGUAAUCUUUGAUUCCCAGGAGGAAAUUGACAAUGAAAUAAGUGCCUCCAUCGAUUUUUCUGCAACGCCUUCCUUCUCUGUUUCACCGUUUCUCUCAAUUCAACACGAGCAGUUCGAUUUCUCUUCAGUGCAGCCUCAGAUUCCUAUAUCAGAUGUUGAUGUUGAGGGGCUUUCACAGUACCCUGCUGACCCAAUUGCACCUCUACUGGGGGCUUCCUUACCGGCUCAUGUUUUCAAAGAGGAUUGUUUGUCCUCAGUGCCAUCUUAUGUGCCUUUGAACCCUUCAUCUCCUUCUUGUUCUUUUCUUGGCCCUGCCUUAGGAACAUACAUGCCUGCCGGGUCCAUGAAUGCUGCUGCAUUAUCCGCUGACAGUUCUGGGAUUUUCGGCGGAAGCAUCCUCAUGGGUUCUGAGCUGAAACCACAAGAACUGGAUUGCCAGGGUGACAAUGGUGGAAUUUACUAUCCAGAUUCCAUGCAGCGGGUUUUCAACCCUGGAGACCUUCAGGCACUCAGCGCAGAGAGUCAGCGAUUGGUAGGUAAGGCUGGAAGCUCUAGUACUCCAUUGGCAUCGGAGAUUUCAAGUUUGGAAGAUUCAACUUACAAAGUAGGAAAACUCUCCGUCGAGCAGAGGAAAGAGAAGAUCCAUAGGUACCUGAAGAAGAGGAAUGAGAGGAACUUCAGCAAGAAAAUAAAGUAUGCCUGCCGCAAGACACUAGCAGACAGCCGACCCCGAGUCAGAGGAAGGUUUGCAAAGAAUGAUGACUUUGGGGAAGCUAACAGGCUUGCUUGCAGCAAUCAUGAAGAGGAUGAUGAGGAUGAAGUAGUAGUUGUGAAGGACGAAGAUGAUCAUCUGGUUGAUUCUUCAGAUAUCUUCACUCAUAUAAGUGGAGUGAACUCCUUCAAAUGCAACUAUCCAAUUCAAUCCUGGAUAUGACAGAUAGGUUUUGGGAUAUCAAAUAUUUUUACAAUUUUGCAGGACCCUGAUCUUUUGGCCUGGAUGCAUCUAUCUAUCCAGUUCAUUUAGGAUACUAAAAAAAAAUAAAAAAUAACUGGGUCAUUAUAUAUUUAUAGAAUAUAUGGAGGAGUCAGGAUCAUAUAAAGCAAAUAACAAAGUAGUUUUUUUGGGGUACAUACCAUAUUCCUCUUGUUGUACUAACAACUUCAAAACCCAAAAGUUGUGCAAUUCCAGAUGGCAAACCUGAUUUCUGGAAAUGGUACUAAAGAGAGCAAGUUUAAGUGUGUAUGUAUUAAGCUUCUGGACUCUGUGCAUCUAAACCCCAUAUUCAUGACAAGGUUGUUCUUUUUUCCA